Messenger RNA from Neodiprion fabricii, 5322 nucleotides. RefSeq names its product girdin (gene Girdin). The coding region runs from base 613 to 4443 and encodes 1276 amino acids. The transcript is spliced from 23 exons. Gene Ontology annotation, biological process: cytoskeleton-dependent intracellular transport; cytoplasmic microtubule organization. Gene Ontology annotation, cellular component: cytoplasm; centrosome. Lineage: Eukaryota; Metazoa; Arthropoda; Insecta; Hymenoptera; Diprionidae. Gene Ontology annotation, molecular function: dynein light intermediate chain binding; microtubule binding. The record is from RefSeq and is a predicted model, not a curated record.
AAAUACCACAUUUCUUGAGAAAAAAAUUUCCUCUUGUUUCAUCGGCGGACAUCAAAAUUCUUGAACCGAAAGAAAUUUUUUUACGGUUGGCAACGCCGGACAGAUACCCCAUACUCGUGUCUCUACUCCAUGCCACUGAUAUCUGACAAAUCCGUGAAGCGAAAAAAAAGAAAACCGAGUGAGUCAUGAUGAUCUCACGGAGUUACACACAUACAAAACUGCUCCCCUAGCGAAACUAUCGCGAAACUAUCGGCUCUCUUUCUCUCUCAGGGACCUAGCACAACAAAAUAACUUCCGUCGAUUGUAUUCGGCGACGCAACGAACUGUCAGUGCCGUUGGGAGGCAUUUCUCCGUUUUGAUAACGGCAUCUUCUACCCCAUUCACGAUUAAUAUAUUUAGAAUAUGUGUAUAUUCAUUAUGAUAGACCGACACUAUUUUUUUUACACAUACCUCGAGCUAUUUUAAGGCUAUCGGAGCCGAUCAAGGGUCUUCCGAACUUUUUUACAAGAGUACCCUUUACUCGUUUACCAUUCGCCAAAAAAUCCGACGACUUGUUGAAUAGACGUCCAAGAUCGUUCACUAUCUGGUUGAUCAAGAAAACAAACAACGAUUAUGGCAACAUCAAGUGUUGAAGACUUUUUAUCCGGCCCUCUCGUCACUUGGUUCACAAGCUGCCUUAAGGAACCUGACGCCCUUGUCAACUAUGAAGAUUUGGUUGACGGAGUUGCACUGCACGAUGUCUUCCUACAAAUAAACCCAGAGCCUAUGCAUGACGGGGUCGUACCGAGUGUUAGAAAUCCAGCGAUGAGAACAAAGAAUUUAAACGCUAUCAUUGGAAACAUUAAGCAAUUUUACGAAGAGGAAUUGGGUCACCUUGUUUUAGUGUUACCUGACACUGUCAAGUUGGGAAAAGAGCCCGAAACUGCUAUUGGAGAAAUCAAGUUACUUCUGUUACUUCUACUGGGAUGCGCAGUUCAAUGCCCCAACAAAGAAAAAUUCAUCACUAAAAUCAAAGACAUGGCUGUAGACGUUCAACUCGCCAUUGUCGACUGCAUAAAACAGGUCACAGAUGAUCAGAAUAUCGUGAUCACUCAAGAGUCGAUGGAUAAUGUUAACAUGGGUGUUUUGUUUAAUCAAAUUAAGAGGUUGGUUCACGAUCGAGAUCUAUAUUACGAGAAAUGGAAAACCUCAACAACAACUGAAAGUGCAGACAACAGUGAAUCAGCCAUAAGCAUUGAAAUUGAAGAAAUGAACAAACUGCAUCAAGUAAACAGUAUCGUAAAAUCUGAGAGAAGCAACAACCAUCAUCACGCUGUUGAAUUGGCCGAUUGGAAAUCAAAAGUUAGAAAGCAGCGACAAGAAUUGGAAGAAAAGACAGAGGGCUUGCUUGAGUGUAGAGAAGAAUUAGAACACACAAAAGCUGCACUAGCAAAACUCAGGCAAGAGAAUCAAGAACUCAUGCAUGAGGCACGAACUGCAAAAUCAUACAGAGACGAGUUAGAUGCAGUUAUCGAACGGGCUGAGCGAGCUGAUCGGCUUGAAAUUGAGGUAGCCAGAUACAAGGAGAAAUUAGCAGACAUUGAAUUUUACAAAACUAGAAUCGAAGAGAUACGUGAAGAUAAUAGGGUAUUAAUGGAGACCAGAGAAAUGCUGGAGGAGCAGUUGAUGACGACACGAAGGCGUUCAGACAAAGUCCCGGAGUUAGAAUCAGAAAUAUUAAAGUACAAACAGCUUCUCAAUGAUGCUUCUUUGGAACGAGAGGCCGACAAGGAGAGGUACCUAGAAAUCUGCGAUGAAAACGCACAGCUACGCUGUAUAACAAAAGGAAAUCUGGCGGAAACUUCACUAUCACCAUCUAUGAGUGACUCGGAGGAGCCAGCAACAGCAGACAACAGCCUCUCUGAGCAACUAACAAACAAUGCCCAAACUCGAGCCUUGAAAUUAGAGUUGGAAAAUCGGCGUUUGGUAACACUGAUUGACUCGCUUCAAGAGAAUUCAUUCCACGAGAGUUCUACGAGGGUUUUAGAGUUGGAAAAAGACAAGAAAAAAUUAACUCUGAAAAUAAAUUCGUUAAACGAUAACUGCGAACGACUAACCCAACAGAAUGCGGACCUUGAAAGAAUAUGCAGAGAUGCUCUGGAGGAGAAUAAAAAACUCCAAGACUCUUUAAAUAACAAACGUGCGCUGUUCGACAAACAGCAACUUGAGAAUCAGUCCCUGUCUACGAAAAUCUCGGAUUUAGAAAGGAAUUAUGAGUCGGUGGUAAAAGAAAAACAGCGUAUUCAAUCACUCCAAGAAAGCGCACAAAGGCGAGCUGAAGACUUAGAGCGAUCUCUGGAUUUAGUAAAUCAAAAAUUGGAGGAGCUGAAGAAAACUGAGAGCAAAUUAUCAGAUAUGGUGCUAAGAUGUUCCGAACUUGAAACUAAGCUUCUAAACUUGGAAAGAGAAAAAGAAAAUGCUCAGCGUGACGUCAACAAGUUCCGCCUAACCAUAGAAGACAAAGACAUCGCACUCGACAAAGCUGCGAAUGAGAUUGAAAUUGCGAACAAAACAAUCGACGAAUUAAAGCAAGAAGUUGACGAUUAUAAUUCUCAAAUUUCCAGGCUACGGGAUAUCGAAAGAUCCAGCAAAGAAUUAGAUUCCAGAGCUGCAAUUGAUAGGGAAACUCUGGAAGCAUUGCAAUCUGACUUGGUUGCAGAAAAAUUAAACACCCAGCAUCUAUCAACUGUCUUAGAAAAGUUCGGAGUUAGCAUCAACAUGCUAUUAUCUCUGCCUACAGACACUGUAAUAGAAACAAUCGCACAAGUUCCAGAAGUUAUAAACAGUGUUAAAAAAUUCGUCACUAUCGAAAUUCCACCACUUGAUAAUAACUCAGUCAGUAAUAAGUCUUCCAAUUCAACUGAUAUCAACACAAUCACUGAACAAAAUCGGUUGCAAAAUACAGUGGAGACAUUAAAGAUCGAGAGUAAAAAACUACGUGCUGAGUUGACAGCCUCGCACGCAAUGUCGGAUAAUCUUUUAGCAGAGAAGGCUAAGCUUCAAGUAAAUAUAACGACACUACAGUCUCAGAACACUUCACUGACGACUCAGCAUACGGCUUUGCAAUUAGCUAACUCACAACUUGUCGCUGAGAAAGAAGAGCUAUUGAAAGAACGUGCAUCCCAGGAGAGCAUUCACUCUCAAUUGGUCAAUGAUCAAAUAGCUCUGCAGAUCCUCCACGAAGGGCUCAACAAUGAGUAUGAGAAGCUGCUAGUUGAGCGUGAAGUGGUGAAGUCAACGCUUCGGGAUGUUAAAAAUGAGGCCAGGGCAUUAAGAGAGACCUGCCAAAGUCUUGAAGCGAAGAAUAAAGCCUUGCAAGCAGAAAGGGAAACGCUUAUUGGUAAUACUAAGAGCUUAAGCAAUCUUCGAGGAGAACAUUCGAAACUUAAGGAUGACUUCAGAAAUCUUUUCACCGCUACGGAAAAGCUUAAAUCCGAAUACAGGAAUUUGCAGGAGGAUUACAAGAAUAACAAGAUGGAAACUAAUCGGCUGAGUCUUAAGCAAACGGAAACCAAUGGAGAGUUAGUCCUUAAAGACGAGAGGUGUGCUUAUCUAGAGUUUGAACUGAGCAAGUUGAACCAGCGCUGCGAAAUGCUGUUGCAAAUGAAUUCAGGAUUAGAUAAUGACAGGCGUUCACUCAUGGAUCAUGUCAGUUUGCUUCUGAGCCAAUAUCACGAGCUGCUGACCCAUUCUUUGGAUGAUAAGGAACAUUAUCAUAUGGAAGAAAAAUUGUUCACGGACAAAGUAAACAAUCUUUGCCGACAGAAAGAGAAACUGGAAGAAAAAAUAAUGGAGCAUUACCGCAAACUUGAAAGUUGUUCGAUGAAAAAAAAAGGAUUCGGUGCUAGUUUUGUCAGGAGAGUGAGAAAGGCCGGCUCUGAGCUCUUGAACAAGAAUCGUAGAUCCUGGGCCGAGGACACCAAACAGUUGGAUGGCAAAACAUACGAGUCCGAAUCUGGUGGAAACGAUUCCGACGCCAGUGCAGAAGAUAUUAGACCGAUAAGAGGUAAAAAAGAACAGCCAGAUACCACGGAGCUGAGAAGCGAUCCCUUAUCGCUAGGCUACCCAGGCACUCGGAGAACAGUUUACUAUACAGACGAAAUUCCAUCGAGCAAAACGACUCUGGAUGAUCAACGAGUAGCUGAUCCAGCAAAGAUGUUAGAAGGAGAUGAGAGAAACAGAAACGGCCAAAUCGAUUCGAACACAAAUCCAGAUUUAGACGCGCAGAACAGUAAACAUCCAGUAUUGAUUUACAACAAAGUAUCAGCGGUGAUAAACGAAUCGAAAAAUAUCUGUACAACGGAGAAAGAUAUUCCAGCCAAUAUUCCUGAAACCGUCGGUGAAAGAUCAUCCGAAAAAGAUGCCAAAGCGGCUUCCGUUUGGUACGAAUACGGAUGUGUAUAAUUUAAUCAACGAAUAGUUACUAAUUAAUCAAGUUAUACCGAUCGCGUUACAAGUACAAAUUGUAAAUAUUAGCGCUUACCUAAUUUUGUUCUCUUUACAAGAUAUUUGUAAUUUAGACUUGGUCAAGAUUUGAGGUAACCGUUCUGGUUGUUUGUUUUUCUUUCAGUUGAGAAAAAAAAAAUAGAGGAUUCCUACCUUAUUGAUUUUAGUUACCGAAUAUAGAAUUAACUGAAAUACUAUUAAUAUGUGGAUAGUUAGUAAACAGGGGUAAAAGGUAUGCGGUUUUUACAUAAUGCGAUAAAAUGACUGUUUAAUGAAUGAGUGUAGAAAUUAUUAUUUAUUUCUAUUGCUGCUUUUUAAAAAAUUCUCUUCCAUGCGUAGUUUUACCAAUGUAGUAUUUUCCAAAAGACUGGUGUUUUAACGAAUUUACUUGCCUCGCAAAUAAUUGGGGCAAUAAUAACAGUGCACCUUUCAUAGUAUUACUCAGCUUAUUUUUGAUGAAUGUUCUUUUUUUUUAAGUGUGAGAGUCAAAGACUUGAUCAGCUGUACAGCUGUAUCAAUUGAAUGCUGUUUUAUGCAACUAGGAUAAGGCUAAAAAACACCAAUUAUGUUAUCAUUAGAGCCUAAGACCGAUUUAUCGAGAUCGUAACAGAGUCUAUUCCAUCAAUCUUCUCACCUUGAAGUCAUCAGACACUCUCAAGAGGUCACACGUUGUUAAAUUCCAUCGGCAGCUUUGGUAGAAAUAGAAUUUGUUACGUUCUAGAAUUCGGGCAUAGUCGCAAUAUGAAUGGUGUAAUUAAAACUUUCCUACACAAUAUUGUUAUUUAACAAUAAAAAUCGGCGAAAUUUUUAUUUAAACAACUGCCACCAAUUUUUUAU